UGCCACCUGUCGUCAGGUGUAGGUAUCUAUGUAUCAGCUCUUUGUAGGUGAACGAGCUACACACAUAUCUGCCCCUGUAACGCAACCAAACAAUGAACCGUCAGACUAAUGUCCCGUUCAGCUCUUCAACAAUAGGAGCUGCUCCAGUGUACAAACAGCUGCCUGGAAGAGUACCCAAAGACUUCAUUGAGGCUAUGAAACGCCUCCCAGUGAAGCCAGCAGACAGCUCAAACUUCAGGACAGCUGACAUGGCUGUUAAGACACUACCAACUCGGAAACGUGCAGCACCUUCUACUAGUAAAUGGAAGUCUUCAUUCAAACCAGUUGGAGAUGAAGAUGACGACUCUCAGGACAAAAGCGCAACCGGUUCAGAGAAGGCUGAGCUUUACGACCCUUACGAUCCCGGCUCCUCAGACUCAGAGCUGGAGAUGGGACACAGCAAAGAGAAAAGCAGUCACCUGUCAUCUGGUCAGGAUAACAACCAGGGACGCAAACGUAGCCGCUGGGACUGCGAGCCAGGGAGCCAACUCCUUGAAAGACGUGACUUUAGCGCUGAAACCAGACCCGGCGAGAAUCGAGGUCUCGGUUCAGGUCACAGAAUGCCUGAACGACAAGCUUAUAGCUCAGACACUGAAUCGCUUGACAGACCGGCAUACGGCUCCAGAAGUAGACCUUUGGACCACAGGGUCUGCAGCCCUGACAGGAUUGUUCACAUCUCCUCUACCCAACAGUUUCCUGCGUCUUAUGGGGGACAGAAGACCAACGGGAUAACAGUGGUAGAACACAGGAGAGAGACAACCACUUCUGUUAGAUUAUCCCCACCCAAGAUACAGCGAGAUUAUCAACAUCAGUCGGGGUUUGCGGAAACAGCUCUGGACCAAAUCAAGCCUGCCACAGAGGUGGCAAGAAAAAGAAACAAAACUGUGAUAAUGGACAGCAGCCCCAUCACCUGUGACCUUUGUGACGUUGAGCUGGCCAAUGGGCAGGAGCUGGAGGAUCACCUGGACAGCAACAGCCACUGGGCGACACUGGAGCACAUUCAACAGAGGAAUAAUUACGAUGAUAUGGCGAUAGCUUUCCUGCAGGAGGUCAUGCUGUAUAAAAGCCGUCAGUGUAGUCGAGCCAUAGAGGACUGUGCUCUUCAAGCUCUACAGGAAAAUGACCACAUGACAAAGGUGGAAAUGUUCCACUGUGCAGCUUGCAGCGUCUUUGUUUCCACAUCUGCAUCCUCAGUGCAGACUCACAUUACCUCCCAGGAACACCUCUCCAACACAAAGGAGUUUGAAGUGCAGCAGAAACGUAACUGCCUCAGCAAAGCAGAGACCAUAAUGAAGGAGCUGAGGCCUCAGUUUGAACACUUCAUGAAGGGUGACAGCCCAUUUGAGUGACGGGAACCACUGAAAGUCUUCAAAACACUGUUUACACUGAGAUGCUGUUUGCUCUAGAUGAGGGAUGAUGGACUUCCGACAACAGCUCACUUUGAAUCACAUCCACAAACAUAAUGCAUCAGCUCAGUUACUGUGCAGCAUAUUGCUCAGAGAACAUAGUGU
Lates calcarifer (barramundi perch) is the source of this 1550-nucleotide messenger RNA. RefSeq names its product DBIRD complex subunit ZNF326. Gene Ontology annotation, molecular function: zinc ion binding; DNA binding. NCBI's taxonomy places the organism in Eukaryota, Metazoa, Chordata, Actinopteri, Centropomidae. The record is from RefSeq and is a predicted model, not a curated record. The transcript has 11 exons. Gene Ontology annotation, cellular component: nucleus. Bases 93 to 1388 code for a protein of 431 amino acids.